Pezoporus occidentalis (night parrot) is the source of this 5852-nucleotide messenger RNA. It is a transcript of the gene TNIK, whose product is annotated as TRAF2 and NCK interacting kinase. Bases 243 to 4382 code for a protein of 1379 amino acids. Gene Ontology annotation, molecular function: protein kinase activity; ATP binding. The record is from RefSeq and is a predicted model, not a curated record. The transcript has 34 exons. Gene Ontology annotation, biological process: protein phosphorylation. NCBI's taxonomy places the organism in Eukaryota, Metazoa, Chordata, Aves, Psittaciformes, Psittacidae.
GGAGGCGGCGAGGCGAUGCGCCGCCGCCGCCGCCGCCAUCCCGGCGCAGCCCGCGGCGUGCCCUGCCUGCCGGUAGCCCGCGGCCGCCCCUAGCCGCGCUGCAGGCGGAAGGGCAGGGGCGGUGGCUUCUCCUUCCCGGCGCCCCGCAUGAGGAGAGGCGUUAAAUAGCGCCAGCGCCGCGGCGGCCGCCACCACUGCCCGCUCAGUGGCGGCGGGGCCGCCUGGCCGGCGGCGGCGGAAACAUGGCGAGUGACUCUCCGGCGCGGAGCCUGGACGAGAUCGACCUCUCGGCACUGCGGGAUCCUGCAGGAAUCUUUGAACUGGUGGAGCUUGUUGGCAAUGGUACCUACGGGCAGGUAUAUAAGGGUCGUCAUGUUAAAACAGGCCAGCUUGCUGCUAUUAAGGUUAUGGACGUCACCGGGGAUGAAGAGGAAGAGAUCAAACAAGAAAUUAACAUGCUGAAGAAGUAUUCUCACCACCGAAAUAUUGCUACUUAUUAUGGUGCUUUUAUUAAGAAGAACCCACCAGGAAUGGAUGAUCAGCUCUGGCUGGUGAUGGAGUUCUGCGGUGCAGGCUCUGUCACUGACCUCAUCAAGAACACGAAGGGGAACACCUUGAAGGAGGAGUGGAUUGCGUACAUCUGCAGAGAGAUCUUACGGGGCUUGAGUCAUCUACACCAGCACAAAGUAAUUCAUCGAGACAUCAAGGGACAGAAUGUGUUGCUGACAGAAAAUGCAGAAGUUAAACUAGUGGAUUUUGGUGUCAGUGCUCAGCUGGACAGAACAGUGGGCAGGAGAAACACCUUCAUUGGAACGCCUUACUGGAUGGCCCCUGAGGUCAUUGCCUGCGAUGAAAAUCCUGAUGCCACUUACGACUUCAAGAGUGACUUGUGGUCUUUGGGGAUAACAGCCAUUGAAAUGGCGGAAGGCGCUCCCCCUCUCUGUGACAUGCAUCCCAUGAGAGCUCUCUUCCUCAUCCCUCGCAACCCGGCCCCGAGGUUGAAAUCAAAAAAGUGGUCUAAAAAGUUUCAGUCCUUCAUUGAGAGCUGCCUAGUGAAGAAUCAUAGCCAGAGACCAACCACAGAGCAGCUGAUGAAGCACCCUUUCAUCCGAGACCAGCCCAAUGAAAGGCAGGUCCGCAUCCAGCUCAAGGACCACAUUGACAGGACUAAGAAGAAGCGAGGCGAGAAAGGUGAUAAUUUGCACAUGGAACAUUUAAGCUUUGAUUCUUUAAAAUAUGAGACAGAGUACGAGUACAGUGGAAGUGAGGAGGAGGAGGAGGAAAAUGACUCUGGAGAGCCCAGCUCCAUCCUAAACCUGCCUGGGGAGUCGACACUGAGACGGGAUUUCUUGAGGCUACAGCUGGCUAACAAGGAGCGGUCAGAGGCGCUGCGUCGGCAGCAGCUGGAACAGCAGCAGCGAGAGAAUGAGGAGCACAAGCGGCAGUUGCUGGCCGAGCGGCAGAAGCGGAUUGAGGAGCAGAAGGAGCAGAGGCGAAGGCUGGAGGAGCAGCAGAGGCGGGAGAAGGAGUUGCGGAAGCAGCAGGAGCGGGAGCAGCGGCGACACUAUGAGGAGCAGAUACGGCGAGAGGAGGAACGGCGACGUGCAGAGCAUGAGCAGGAGUACAUCAGGCGACAGUUAGAGGAGGAGCAGAGACAGUUAGAGAUCCUGCAGCAGCAGUUGUUGCAGGAGCAAGCACUACUUCUGGAGUAUAAGCGCAAACAGCUGGAGGAGCAGCGGCAAGCAGAGAGGCUGCAGAGGCAGCUCCAGCAGGAGCGAGACUAUCUGGUCUCCCUGCAGCAGCAGCAGCAGCAGCAGCGGCAGGACCAGAGGCCAGCAGAGAAGAAACCUCUCUACCAUUAUAAAGAAGGGAUAAAUGCCAGCGAGAAGCCAGCGUGGGCCAAGGAGGUGGAGGAACGCUCCCGGCUCAAUCGCCAGAGCUCACCGGCCAUGCCCCAUAAGGUGGCCAACAGGAUUUCUGACCCCAACCUGCCUCCUCGGUCGGAGUCUUUCAGCAUUAGUGGUGUGCAGCCAGCCCGGACCCCACCCCUGCUUCGACCUGUGGACCCACAGAUUCCACAUCUGGUCACUGUGAAAUCCCAAGGAAGCUCCUUGUCUGGGUCUCAGUCACUGCAUGAACAGCCUGCAAAGGGACUGGCUGGGUUUCAGGAGGCUUUGACGGUGACCUCUCACCGCACUGAGAUGCCAAGGCAGAACUCGGACCCCACCUCAGAAAACCCUCCUCUGCCCCCUCGCAUUGAAAAGUUUGACCGAAGUUCUUGGUUACGGCAGGAGGAAGACAUUCCACCAAAGGUGCCUCAACGAACCACUUCCAUAUCCCCUGCUCUGGCGAGGAAGAACUCCCCAGGCAAUGGCAGUGCCCUGGGGCCCCGACUGGGCUCCCAGCCUAUUCGAGCAAGCAACCCAGACCUGAGGAGGACGGAGCCCAUCGUGGAGAGCCCACUGCAGAGGACCAGCAGCGGCAGCUCCUCCAGCUCCAGCACUCCCAGCUCCCAGCCCAGCUCCCAGGGUGGAUCCCAGCCUGGCUCCCAGGCUGGCUCGAGUGAGCGCAACAGAGUCAGAGGGAACACCAAGCCUGAAGGGUCCCCUGUGCUCUCCCACGAGCCUGCUAAGGUCAAGCAGGAAGACAACAGAGAUGUGACACGACCAAGCCGACCUGCUAGCUAUAAGAAAGCUAUAGAUGAGGAUCUGACGGCCUUAGCCAAAGAGUUGAGGGAGCUGCGCAUCGAAGAAACCAAUCGCCCCCUGAAGAAGGUGACGGACUACUCCUCCUCCAGUGAGGAGUCAGAAAGCAGCGAGGAGGAGGAGGAGGAUGGGGAAAACGAGACGCAUGAUGGGACUGUGCCUGUCAGUGAUAUUCCACGGCUUAUCCCAACGGGAAUUUCUGGCAGCAAUGAGCCGUACAACCUGGGAAUGGUGACAUCCCAUGGGAUAGAGACUUCCCACGCAGAUACGUUUAGCAAUAUUUCAAGGGAAGGGACUUUAAUGGUGAGGGAGACCUCUGGUGAAAAAAAGCGUUCUGGCCAUGCAGCCAGCAAUGGCUUUGCAGGUCACAUCAAUCUCCCUGACCUGGUGCAGCAAAGCCACUCGCCUGCGGGCACGCCGACUGAGGCCCUGGGGCGAGUCUCCACGCAUGCGCAGGACAUGGACUCGGUGCCUGAAUAUGGUAUGGGAAGUAGCACCAAAGCCUCUUUCACCCCCUUUGUGGACACCAGAGUAUACCAGACCUCACCUACUGAUGAAGAUGAAGAUGAGGACGAAGAGUCAUCUGCUACUGCCCUGUUCACCAGCGAGCUGCUAAGACAGGAGCAGGCCAAGCUGAACGAAGCUCGAAAGAUCUCAGUGGUGAAUGUCAACCCCACCAACAUCCGUCCCCACAGCGACACCCCGGAGAUCAGGAAAUACAAGAAGCGCUUCAACUCAGAAAUACUCUGUGCUGCUUUAUGGGGUGUGAAUCUGCUGGUGGGCACAGAAAAUGGCCUGAUGCUGCUGGAUCGAAGUGGGCAAGGGAAGGUCUACAACCUCAUCAACAGACGGCGAUUUCAACAAAUGGACGUACUUGAGGGCCUUAAUGUCCUCGUGACAAUAUCAGGAAAGAAGAACAAGCUGCGUGUGUACUAUCUCUCCUGGCUGAGAAACAGGAUUUUACACAACGACCCUGAAGUGGAGAAGAAGCAGGGCUGGAUCACGGUUGGGGACCUGGAGGGAUGCAUCCAUUACAAAGUUGUGAAAUAUGAAAGAAUCAAAUUCUUGGUGAUUGCCUUAAAGAAUGCUGUAGAGAUCUAUGCUUGGGCUCCCAAACCAUAUCACAAGUUCAUGGCAUUUAAGUCUUUUGCAGAUCUCCAGCACAAGCCGUUGCUCGUGGAUCUCACUGUAGAAGAGGGUCAAAGACUGAAGGUUAUCUUUGGAUCCCACACUGGUUUCCAUGUGAUUGAUGUAGAUUCUGGGAACUCUUAUGAUAUCUAUAUACCAUCUCAUAUUCAGGGCAAUAUUACUCCUCAUGCCAUUGUCAUCCUGCCUAAAACAGACGGGAUGGAGAUGCUUGUGUGCUAUGAGGAUGAAGGCGUAUAUGUGAACACCUAUGGACGGAUAACUAAAGAUGUGGUGCUCCAGUGGGGAGAAAUGCCUACUUCCGUGGCCUACAUUCAUUCCAAUCAAAUAAUGGGCUGGGGAGAGAAAGCUAUUGAAAUCCGGUCAGUGGAGACAGGACAUUUGGAUGGAGUAUUUAUGCACAAGCGAGCUCAAAGGUUAAAGUUUCUAUGUGAAAGAAAUGAUAAGGUAUUUUUUGCAUCAGUGCGAUCUGGAGGAAGCAGCCAAGUGUUUUUCAUGACCCUCAACAGAAACUCCAUGAUGAACUGGUAACAGAGGAGCACUUGGCAGUCACCGCCAUGGCAUUAUUUCUAAUUUAAAGGACAUAAAACACGUGGACUAACACUGUAGAGGCAGAUGCGGAGGGCGCCAAGGAACAUCGCUCCCCACGCUCGCCCAGCGCCAUCAGCCCUGGGGCAAGGGCUGCUGGCAGGGAUGGACUUUCGCGCUUGGACCCCCCCAAGGUCUCCUGAUUACGCUGUGUUAUAGUGGGUUAUGAGUUCUCCCUUAUUUUAUUUCAAUUUUUUUUAUUUUACUUUUUCUUUGUCCCCUACUUUGUAAGAACGGGGAAAGAAACAGUGUCCAAAAGUCUGUUUUUAAUUCUGUCUGCCUGCUAGCAUCAAAUAUAUAGUAUGUUGUAAAGUUACCAAUUAAAUCUGGUGAGAGACAGCACAAUAAAUGUACCUUUUAUCUUUGUGAUGAAGGCCAUAACCAUAUAGCUGGGUAAUUUUAGAAAUCUUUUGCCUUCACCAACAUUUACAUGUUGCUUUUGGCAGCAACGGCUUAAUGGAUUUUUAAAGACGAGAAAAAAUAAUAGGUUUUUUUCCCCUCUUUUGGGAAAUGGAUUUUAAAUGGCUAAACUACUAGCCUUAGACUAAUAAAAAUCAGCUACCAUUUUUGUCAAGUUUGUCAAUCCAUAUUUCUAUAUGGAUAUUCACAUAAUGGUGUGUCUUGAUAGGGACAGAGGUGCCAUUUGUUGUUGCUCCAGCGGUGCCCAUCUGCCCUGGGGCUCAGCCGCAGGUGCCAGGAUGGGGGGAUCGGAGGAGAGGACAAGUGGAGCGGUUGGAGGAGCCCCGCGCUUGCCCCCCAGUUGCGAUUUGCAGCCACAGACAGCUCCCAGGUUGCUGCGGGAGCUGGACCCUGAUGCCGCAGCUGGUGAGAGCUGUGGGCGCUUGUCCCCUCCUGAUCCCAGAGCUGGGUGCUGGUGUGCAGAGGCAGCCAGUGUGGGGAUGGGGACCACACCACGAGCUGCCUGUCCCCCGUGUUGCUGGAUUGGGCUUGUAAAGAGCUUAAAAAUAUAUAUAUAUGUGUGGUUUCUUCGGACGAGGGUCUGAAUCUACUCGUUUUCCACCCCCUCCGCUCCCUAGGAAUUACCCAACAUACAGUGAAAGACAACAUCUGUGCCGAACCGUGUGUGUGUGUGUGUUUAGUUCAGGUUGAAUCGUGUCCUUAUAAACUCUGCUCAGUUGAUUUCCAUUUUCGGUGCGUAUCUGGGGUUUUCUUUCUCAGUAGCUGCAAGCAUGGCCGCCUGUGGUGUUGGGGUGUCGCAUAACAAGGUCUGUGUUGCUGGUUUUAACCUACCUCGUUUCGGUUGGGGUUUGUUUUUUGGUUUGGUUUCUUUUAUCUUUUUUUCCGUUCCGCUGUCGAUCACAGCGCUGUUACCUCCAGCGACAUAUAGAGAGCUUAACUGGCAAUCUUGGUGUACUCAGUAACGAUGGCUUUAUUAAAAAAUGAUUAAAUCAA